CUCGUAGGCGCGGGAGCCCUGGUAGCCGCUCCCCGGGGCAGGUCUUUACUUGGUAAAUGGCAAAGUGUCUGAGAGGACCAGUGGCCAGCUCUACGUCGCCCAUAUAUCUGCCCCAUCGUUGCGGUUUGCGAUGCGGCGCCGCAACUGCGUCUGGGCGGCCGGGCUGCUCUGGCUCUCGACGCCGGCGUGCGCGACGGACGCCGCCGUCGCGCUCCUCGCGGACGGCGCGAACCCCGCCACGACCGACGCCAUGCUGCGCAACCUCGCGACGCUCGCGCGGACGUGCGAUUGGGCGCGCCGCUACGAUGUGAUCGUCUUCCACGAGGGCGGCGCCGCAGGCGACGCCCUGCGCCCGCGCCUGGCCGCGCUUCGGCGCCGGACCGGGCUCCGCCUGCGGGCCCGGGACGUCUCCGACGUGUUCGCGGCGCCCGCGCCGGCUUUCGUGGACAGGCCGCGCCGGCGGGGCCAGCGGACCUUCGGCCUUGGCUACCGCCGGAUGUGCCGCUUUUGGUUCUCCGGCGUCUUCGAGCUCGAGGACGUGCGGAACCUGACGUACCUGCUGCGCCUGGACACGGACUCGGAGCUCCGGUGCCGCGCGGACUCGCGCGACCCCUUCGAGGUCAUGGCCCGGCGGCGCGCCAUCUACGGCUACGUGGCCGUCAAGAUGGACCACCAGCGGGUCGCGCGAAAUUUAACCGCUUUUGGCGCUGCCUAUGCGCGGCGCGUGCCACAAAUACAGGACGCCUUCUUCCGCUUCCCGCCGAACGCCCACAAAAACUGCCCCGCGCCCAUGUUCUACACGAACUUUGAAAUUAUGGACGUGUCCUGGUUCGUGCAACCGCGCGCCGUGGCGCUCGCGCGGGCCGUCGACGCGUCCGGCUCCCGCGCAGUGAAAAUUUUUUUGACGAUGCGCCGUCGACGCGAUGCCCCCCGCGCAGGACGGGGCAGAUCUUCGCGAGCCGCUGGGGCGACGCGCCGCUCCGGUGGAUCCAGCUGGCGCUCUUCGCGAGCAGGACGGACCUAGUCUGUUUCGGCGGCGAGUACGACUACGUGCACGGCGGGCGCCAGGACCGCUGCGACCUGUCCUUCAACCUGACGGCCAGAGGCUGCCCGAUCCGCGAGAGUCUUCGCGCUGCGCGACUUCGCGGCGCCGCGGCCCGUGUCGCGAUCCAGCGCGAGGACCAAUGGUGCUACCCCGUGUGUAGCCAGCAGCCUGCAAGACACUAGGGACCCCUAAUCCGGGUUGCGGCUUCCAGGGCUCCCGCGUUUAGGAAAUCCCGCGCGCUAGAGAGAGUAGGGGGUGGCCUUUUAGAAACCCGCGAGCUCACGAGGCCCGGGGCUCGAUCGC
This is a messenger RNA of Pelagomonas calceolata, 1348 nucleotides long. The record is from the annotation of a GenBank genome assembly. NCBI's taxonomy places the organism in Eukaryota, Pelagophyceae, Pelagomonadales, Pelagomonadaceae.